Molecule: messenger RNA, 413 nt
Organism: Chelonoidis abingdonii (Abingdon island giant tortoise)
Lineage: Eukaryota; Metazoa; Chordata; Testudines; Testudinidae
Source: RefSeq, a predicted model, not a curated record
AUGUGGCUCCAGGAGGGGCGCCUCAAGAAGUGGAGGAGACUGCCAUCGGGGGUGCUCACGGUCCACUCGGCUCCUGCCCGCUCGGGCGAGGCAGGCAGGCGAAUGCAGAGCUACGUUUCAGCUCUGUGCCCCAUGAGACUCCAAACUGCAAUUAAUGAGCAUCUUGGUGGCGCAGCUGAGCUGAAGCCUGAAGAGCUCCAGGUGGACAUUUGCAGACACCUUGUCAAAGAGAAUGCAGAGCUCCUGGAGAACUUGUACCAAACCACCAUCACGUACUUCUAUUGCAGCUGGGAAGAGAUCUGGGCAGUUGUAGCCACGUUAGCUGGCAUCAUCCUGGAACACACAGACACUCAGCGUAUGAAAUGGCUGGACCUCGAAUAUCUGCUGAUGUAGUUGAUGACUUUCUGGUAGAG